This is a messenger RNA of Acaulospora colombiana, 2718 nucleotides long. Lineage: Eukaryota; Fungi; Glomeromycota; Glomeromycetes; Diversisporales; Acaulosporaceae. The record is from the annotation of a GenBank genome assembly.
AUGUGCGUGCUACAGGAUUUCGAGGCCUUGACCCCAAAUCUAUUAGCACGUACCAUUGAGACAGUGGAAGGCGGUGGUGUCAUAGUCUUAUUGCUCAAGACAAUGAAAUCUCUGAAACAGUUGUAUACUUUGACUAUGGAUGUCCAUUCUCGUUACCGAACAGAAGCACAUGAUGACGUGACUGCACGUUUCAAUGAAAGGUUUAUCCUCUCCUUGGGAUCAUGUGAAAAUUGUCUUGUAGUUGAUGAUGAAUUAAACGUAUUGCCAAUAUCCGCAGGAAAAAAUGUGAAGCCAUUACCGCUGAAUUUAUCUGAAGAAUCAAUUUCAGAACAGCAAGCUCAGCUUAAAGAAUUAAAAGCUUCGCUGGCAGAUACUCAGCCUGUAGGCUCCCUCGUUGCUACUGCUAAGACACUUGAUCAAGGGAAAGCUGUUCUCACUUUCGUUGAUGCAAUAUCAGAAAAAAGGUUGCGUAGCACGGUCACGCUUACAGCAUCCCGUGGUCGUGGUAAAUCAGCUGCUCUUGGAAUAGCAAUUGCUGCAGCUGUUAGCUACGGGUAUUCCAACAUUUUCGUCACGUCGCCGAGUCCGGAAAACUUGAAAACAUUGUUUGAAUUCAUAUUCAAAGGAUUUGAUGCUCUGGAGUAUGAAGAACACCUGGAUUAUGAUAUAAUACAAUCAACAAACCCUGAUUUCAACAAGGCCAUAGUCAGAGUCAAUAUCUUUAAGCAACAUCGGCAGACAAUUCAAUAUAUUCAACCGCAAGAUGCACAUGUGUUGGGUCAAGCCGAACUGGUAGUAAUCGACGAAGCGGCAGCAAUCCCCCUACCGCUUGUUAAAAAUCUUAUCGGCCCUUAUUUAGUGUUCAUGGCAUCAACCAUAAAUGGGUAUGAGGGUACUGGUAGAUCCUUAUCCCUCAAAUUGAUUCAUCAGCUCCGCGAGCAAUCAAGGGGAUUCGUCGGAAAGGAAGGUCGGGCAGACUCCAAUGAUGUUGUGUCCGCCGUUAAUCGGGAUGGAAAGGUUAAGAAAGAUGCUGCGUCCGUUGCUAAUGGAAUAUCACCGGGUGGUCGGGUCCUCAGAGAAAUCAAGCUCGAGGAACCUAUUCGUUACGGUCUAAACGAUCCUAUUGAGAAGUGGUUGAAUAAACUAUUGUGUUUGGAUGCGACCGUUGUGUCCAAAAAUAUUCAAGGAUGCCCACAUCCCCAGAAAUGUGAACUUUAUUACGUUAAUCGUGACACGCUAUUCUCUUUUCACCCGGUUUCGGAGACAUUUUUACAGCGCAUGAUGGCACUUUAUGUCGCUAGUCAUUACAAAAAUUCGCCCAAUGAUUUGCAGUUAAUGUCAGAUGCACCUGCGCAUCAUUUAUUUGUUCUGUUACCGCCCAUAAAAGAGGGCGACAAUUCGUUGCCUGAUCCCCUUUGCGUUAUUCAGGUAUGCCUGGAAGGGGAAAUAUCCAAACAAGGAAUUUUGAGUAGUUUAAAACGCGGCACACGCGCUAGUGGAGAUCUAAUACCGUGGUUGGUUACUCAACAGUUUCAAGAUGAUGACUUUGCUAGUUUAUCGGGAGCUCGGGUCGUUAGGAUAGCAACACAUCCUGACUACAUGAAGAUGGGAUACGGGUCACGGUGUCUGGAAUUGCUAGCGGAAUUUUAUCAAGGUAAAUUUUCGCUUUUGAAUGAAAACGAAAAUUACCAGGCAGAGGGUGUAGUGAGAGUUGAUGAUUCGGAAUUGGAGAAUGCCGAUCUUCACAAAGAAGAGAUAAAGGUGCGAGAUCCGCGAAAAAUGCCACCUCUUCUUUUAAAGCUUUCCGAGAAACGUCCAGACCGAUUGCACUAUUUGGGGGUCUCUUACGGCCUGACGUCCUCUUUGCAUAAAUUUUGGAAAAAAUCUGGUUUUAUUCCACUUUACUUGCGACAAACGCCUAAUGAGCUGACCGGAGAGCACACAUGCGUUAUGUUAAAAGCGUUGAAGUCAGAUGACCUCGUUACAACGUGUAAUCCGGAAUGGUUAUCGGCGUUUUCAAAAGAUUUUCACAAAAGGUUUUUAAAUUUGUUGUCGUACAAAUUUCGAGACUUUCCCAGUGUUUUGGCGUUGAGCAUAAUGGAGGCCGCUGAUGCUGGGAGUGAAAAUGUGGAGGAUAGAGUGCAAGCGUUUGACAAAGAUACGCUUUACGCACAAUUUUCGACCUAUGACCUCAAACGACUCGAAUCAUACGCUAAUAACAUGUUGGACUAUCAUGUCAUUCUGGAUUUGAUUCCAUCGAUAGCUGAUUUAUAUUUUAGAAGGAAAUUUGGCAAAGGGGUGACACUUUCUGGUGUUCAAAGUUCGAUAUUACUGGCCAUAGGUCUGCAGAGAAAGGAUGUUGACGAUAUAGAAAAAGAACUUACGCUACCUUCAACACAAAUCUUGGCGCUAUUUAUAAAAAUUAUUCGAAAGAUGUCUACAUAUUUUCGCUCCUUGGAGACAGCUGCGUUGGUGGAAGUUCCAGAAGAAACAGCCGUCGUAAAGAAAAAUAAGGCGAUGAACACAAAAUCGGAUAAAGAUGUCACUACCGAUUUAACAUCGCAAGAUGAUGAGGUCGCGGCUGAGGAUGCGGAAGUGUCAUGGGACCCCGUGCCAAAAACACUUGAAGAUGAUUUGGAAGAAGCUGGUGGUGAUGCUAUGAAACAAGUCCGAGAAAAGCAAAGAGAAUUAAUUAAUUCAUUGGAUCUCUCAAAGUAA